GAGCUUUCUGUCGAAAACUACUCUAUGAAUAAAAUCAAACUACAUCAACUCAUCGAUUUGUAUACAGCCUUCUAGCUCACUCAUUUGUCAUAUACUCAAAAAAAUGUCUCAAAAAAUUGUCAUCGUUGGUUCUGGUUUCUCCGGCCUCUACAGCGCAUUAUCCGCCAGGAGACUCAUCGAGCAGAACAAGGACCGCGUUGGCAAUGGCAUCGACGUUGUCAUCGUUGCCCCUGAGCCUAAGCUCGUGACUAAGCCGCGUCUAUACGAGGCCAACGCCGCUGGCAUGUCCGCGCCCCUGGAAGAACUUUUGAACGCUACCGGUGUCCGUUUCACUCGAGGAGUUGUUGACGUGAUCCGGACUAAGGAUAGGCAAGUGGAGGUGGUCAGUCCUACGGGCGAACGCUCGAACCUUUCAUAUGACAGACUGGUUUUGGCUGCUGGCAGUCGUCUAGUGAAGCCAAACAUCUCUGGUCUUAGGGAGCACGCGUUUAGCAUCGAUAAUAUCGCCGAUGCCGCCGACUUGGAGGCUCAUCUUAAACGCCUGGCAUCUCUGCCCUCCAGUCCGGAACGCAAUACUGUUGUUGUGUGUGGCGGCGGAUUCACUGGUAUCGAGCUUGCCGCGGAGCUGCCUCGGCGCUUACGGGCUAUUCUGGGCAUGGCGGAGAAGGUGAGGGUCGUUGUUAUUGAGAAGUCAGAUGUAAUUGGACCCGACUUGGGAGAGAACCCUCGCCCGGUUAUCACCCAGGCUCUUGGUGAUCUCGAAGUCGAAACUAAGCUGGGCACUGCCGUUGCCUCGAUUGAUGCCAACGGUGUCGUUACCGCUUCUGGAGAGCGCAUUGACGCCCGAACCGUUGUUUGGACCGCUGGAGUGGAGGCUACGCCGUUGACGAAGCAGAUUCCUGGCGAGACGGAUGACCGAGGAAGGUUGAUUGUCGACUGCGACCUUCGUGUUCCAUCAACUCCCGACGUGUUUGCCACCGGCGAUGCAGCUUGCGCCCAGACAGACGAUAAGGGUAACCGUACAAUGAUGUCGUGCCAGCAUGCUAUCCCUCUUGGCCGCUCUUGUGGUUACAAUGUUGCUGCUGAUCUUCUCAAACUUCCCGGCCAGCCCUACCUCCAGCCCUCGUAUGGGACAUGCCUGGAUCUUGGUGGCUGGGGUGCUGUCGUAUGCGAUGGAUGGGAUCGAAAAGUCGUCAAGUCUGCUGGACCGGCAAAGGAGAUCAAGGCCUGGAUCAAUGGAUGUGUCAUAUACCCUCCCAAGGCAAUCGCACAGGAGGCUUUCGAUGCGGCCAAUCCUAUGGUCAACCAGCUUCCGGUGCUAUGAAUUUUCCAUGACUGCAGAGCGCUCUGAUUGUUCGACAUCCUCCUGUGUAGCUAUUAGAAUUGUGAAGGAUAUAGAGUGUAUCUAGGAAUAGAGUAGAAUUAGAAAG
Molecule: messenger RNA, 1430 nt
Organism: Trichoderma asperellum CBS 433.97
Lineage: Eukaryota; Fungi; Ascomycota; Sordariomycetes; Hypocreales; Hypocreaceae
Molecular function (GO): NADH dehydrogenase activity
Source: RefSeq, a predicted model, not a curated record